Messenger RNA from Penicillium malachiteum, 933 nucleotides. RefSeq lists its product as uncharacterized. The transcript has 2 exons. The record is from RefSeq and is a predicted model, not a curated record. NCBI's taxonomy places the organism in Eukaryota, Fungi, Ascomycota, Eurotiomycetes, Eurotiales, Aspergillaceae. The coding region runs from base 1 to 933 and encodes 310 amino acids.
AUGACGACUCCUACGCUCAUCAACCUACCACCUCCUCCCUCGGAUCCAGUCACUCCUGACAUGGGACCAAUAUGGAUGACUGACCGUGGGCGGGGUGGUUUGGUGGUGGGCAGAGGCACUCCCAAUUCCGGCACGACUUCCCUAUCUGCGCUUUCGACCACAGCCAUUAAAGAUGGUCAUCAGGGCCACCCUUUCCCUCAUGGCCGACAUGCUCACCAGUCCUCCUCUACCUCUAUCUCCUCAGCCAAUACCCUAGAAGCUGAGCGCGCAGAUCGCAUUUCCCGCUUAGCCGGCCUGGAGCGAGUCGCAACUGCCCGCGCCAGUGGUCAAUCGCCCUCGAAUGUCCCCCUGCACAUGCCAUACACCUCUGGUUAUUUUGACAGCCACGCCAUCCUCAAAGAGCGGAGCACGGUGGGCAGUGCCAGUGCCACGGGUAGUAUUGGUGGUCACACGACAUGGGCCAGUGGUAGCGACGCCUUCGACGCAGACAAAAUGAGUGAAGACCCAGAUGACGGAGUCUCCAGUGUGGGUAAUAUCAGCGAUGAAGGAAACGCAAGUCUUGUUGGAUUCGGUGAAGGCGCAAAUAGUACGAUUAGUGGUCCGACUUCCCGUCCUCCUGGCUUGAAUCGUUUAUCCUCUGGUGGUCUCACUCGUCCAACUUCAAUGAGUUCUAAUGUUGGUCGCCAAAAUCCGACCCCGCUGGCUUCUUAUCUCCAGCAACAGCAGCAUCAGCAUUACCCGCCUGGUGAUAGUUCCAUGAUGUCGCCUUCGCCUGCUGGUUCUAAUACCCCUGAACCUAUCCCGGAUGAUGCGCGUAUGCUUGAUGGCAUGACCUUUGAUUCGGAUGUGGUGGAUACUACUGCUCGCACGCCACGACUCGUUACUCCGUCUAAUGAGACUCAGAGUCCCUUUGAGACCCUGAAUCGCGAAUAG